Messenger RNA from Scheffersomyces coipomensis, 666 nucleotides. RefSeq lists its product as uncharacterized. The transcript has a single exon. The record is from RefSeq and is a predicted model, not a curated record. Gene Ontology annotation, molecular function: nucleic acid binding. Bases 1 to 666 code for a protein of 221 amino acids. Lineage: Eukaryota; Fungi; Ascomycota; Pichiomycetes; Serinales; Debaryomycetaceae.
AUGACCACUCCCACCUACUCUCCUCAACACAAUGGGAGAGCAGAAAGAGCGGUGGGCAAGGUUAAACAAAUAACCAGAACUUUGCUUAAUCACAUACCAGAAUUUUUAAAGCCAUAUUUAACCCCAUACGCCAUUAUCCAUGCCACGGAGUUAAUGAAUCGAUGGUACCAUACAUCAAUUCAGGAUACUCCUCUCCAUCAGUUUCUAGGUCGAACACCAACCAAUAUUACAUUUCCAUAUUUUGCAGAAGAUAUAUUAUUAUUUCUUCCAAAGAAAGAAAUUACCAAAGCAAUUUAUCUUGGGUACCGAAAUCUCCAUUCUACUCAUUUAUUUCUAUUAGUAAGUGAACCUAAGAUAGUAGUCCAUUCAAAUUUUAGACCACUUCGUACUACCACAUUCAUUCAUCAAAUUCCACAUCAUAUACUUAACGGCCUAAAACCAGAAGAUCCAUUAAAUCCAUUGAUACCACUAAUACAACAAAUAAAUUACCAGAAUACGAAACUGGCUGCAAAAUUGCAACCCAGUAUUGAUAUUCAAAGUAUACCAAAAGAUAACCAAAAUAUACCAUAUUCCAAUACCAUAUCUCAUAUUCCCCAAAACAUUCUCACUGCUAAAUCACGUGAUAUAACUCACUCAACCAAAAAUACACUUGCAACAGUUCAAUAG